GUUGUUAAUUUAUUUUUAAAAAUUUGUCCUCAGUAUAACCAGUUCAUAGAGAUCAUUCUCCAGAGAUAAGUUUGAAGCAACAUUUAACAAUUCUUUUUAUCCUUUUUGAAAUUCUCUUGGUUCACUGAAUGUAUCCAAGAAGGUGACAUCAGACACCAGAAAAAGCUUCAUUGCAGCCCAUACAAUGCAUGGUAUUUACAGAGGGAGCCUUCUAGCAUAUCUUCAGUGAAUCAGGAAGUAACAAAAUAUUUUUAAUUUGGGGGGUGAGGAGUGCCUUAAAUGAUAGUUGAAACUUAUUUCUAUGCUGAAUACAUCCUGUAAGUUAAAACACGUCUCUAUGUAGUGGAGGAUACUCAACAUAGACGUCUGUGAUUAACUCAAUUCUAAUUUUUCUUUUGCAGUUCACCUUUAAAUAUUCCGUUUACUUUCAUUCUCAGGAUAUUCAGGAAGUUAUCAGUAUCCUUAAUAUGACUCUUGGUCUACAUUUUCAAAAGUGUCUGAAUGUGGGUACCUCAGUGUAUGAAUGCCCAGCUUGAUACAUCUUAGGUACCUGAUGCUGAGAAAAUGCUGAGCAUCUGUUCUCUGAAAAUCAGGCCAUGUCAACAUUCCAUAAGUUGGACACUGAAAAUCAGUAGCCCUUUUGAAAAUGUAGGCCCUCAUCUUCAGGUAAUAAUGGCAUACACUGCUACUCUGGCAGUCCCUACUAUCCCAAUUUGAGAGGGCUGUAGUGGUGGCCUUGUAUGUAGGAGAUGUUCAAUGGCUGCUAUGUUGGGGCACUAAAAAUAUCCCACCCAAAUUAGUGAGUAGGGACUGCCACAGUAUCAAGCACCAGUCCUGAUGCUGCCAUCUCAAGGGCUAAAAGUGCAACCAUUUUGCUGUGUUCAGAUAAGCCGUGCCAUCUGUAACUGACCAGAAGUUUGAGGCAGGAAGAUUUUUAUUCUGGUCAUGACUCAGGGAAAUUGACAAUGGGAACUUGAGUGAGAGGGUACCGGAGUGAGGUGGAGAGCCUGUCAAGAAAGGUGGGGCAAAAAGGUAACAUGGAAUAGGGGAAAGUAGGAUUUGGUAGGAGUGGUGUCCUAGAGAAGGAGAGAUGUAAAGUAAGAAUGGGGAGAUAUGGAGUAGGAAUUGUAUGAAAGCUCAAAGAUUGCUGGCCAGAGGAUAUUAAAAAAAAAAAAGGAAAAAGGAAGAAGAAACAACAAUAAAGGAAGAAAAACUAGACUGUGCAGACCAGAAGGGAGUUAGUCUUUAAAGGAUGGCAGAAGGUACAGAAAUAGCUUGUGGAUCAAAAGGUAAGAGAAAGGAAAGAUGGGACGCAGUAGGAGUAUGGCAAUAUAUAUUGAAGAUAACAUUAAUAUAUAGAGGAAGGGAAAACGAGGUCUUAGGUAGUUAGAUGAUUCCCUCCUUCACAUUUUAGAACUGUAUUUUGUAGAAACAGUAAAAGGAGAGAGAGAUGGUACCCAGCAGGAGUAUAGAGACAGGCAGGAUGGUGACCAAUCAUCCAAGAUUUUCCCAUUCUAGGGCUUCCUCCUCAGCUUCUUCAGUUUGAUUCCUGCCUCUCUCAGAGCAACACACAAGAAGUUGACGUCAAAUGGUGGCUAGACAUGGCCAUAGUCUCUUAAGCACACACAUGCAGAAAAGAGAACACCUCAGCUGUAUCCCUUGCAGUCGGUUCUUUCCCCUGGGUGCCUUAAGAAAUUUUCUGCUCUGACUGAACAAAGCCUCCACCCUGUUAGUGGAAUAAAGCAGUGGCUGAAGCGCUUUGUGGCCUAUGACCGACAAAAUCAGCUGCCCAAUUUCACUAAAAGGGGAGACAAACUCCCUCUCAGCAGCAGAGGCUCUCUACAAAGCAUUAGUGGAGCAAGGCAUCAGUUCAUGAAUUUUUGUGAGGUUCUACAGACUUCCCAGUGGCUCUUAGUAACAAAGGGUCACCAUCUUCAGGAAGCAUGACACCAGGGAGAAAGAAUCUAACUAUCCCACUCAUCAGCUUGAACCUUUAGCGAGCUGGAGGUUGAACCCUAAGAAAAACUGAGGCUUACAAACUAAGUUCACUAGGAGUAAGAUCUUUGACAAAAACUUUUUGUAUGAAGUCUUAAGAUAGUUGGGAUUCCAGUUCAUCCAGCUGGAAAAAAACCCUCUGUCCUGCAUUAUGUAGAAAAAAAUUCCCACAUCGGAAUUAAGGUGAGAGAAAUCGAAAAGGGGUACUCUGGCCUCCUGAGGGCAGUAUGGGCUGGACCACUCAAACAGAGAUGCCCAACCCCUUCAAGAGUGCCGAACAAGAUCCAGAGAUUUAGGGUACUGGGGUCUUAUCUCAUGAAAGUAUUGAAGCACCUACUCCUUCUAGUCUGAGGUUACCUUGGGGAGAGCCUCUUUCCAUAUGGGUGAGCUUCUUUCCCCUUUGCACUAGCAAGGUGGGUAGGUACUAUCUGAAGGGAGCUUCUUCACUUGGUAGAUUUGUAGUUCUUUGCCCUGAAGGCGCUUUUCAGGUAGUAAUAAUUUUAUUUCAGAAGACUCUUCAUGUGUUCCUGUAGUCUUCCAUAUUUAGAAUUCCGUAGUGGUACAUCUAUCAUAGUGUUUUUUUUUUUCUUCAAAAGUCACAGCUUCUUUUCACCUAAAUAGGACACCUCCCUUUAGAGUUUGUCCUAAUCUUAAACCGGGAACAGACAUUUUUGACACACCUUGGAUCUCAGGGUGGUCCUUAUAGUGUACUUAGCCUAGAAACCUUCAGAGAAACAGAACCCCAUGUAUCAUUCUCAUUACGGCUCAAGAUAUCUUGUUAUGUAAUGGCCAAAUGAUUCAAGUCCAGUUUCCAGGAGAUUUAAAAGACUGUAAAAGUUCCUUCUCCAUUGAGCUUUGUACCCAUCCCAGCAGAGUCAUGGACCUCUGGGCUGCAGAGGGAAGGUGUCAAUAGAAAAGAUUUUCAAAUUUCCCUGUACUUCUUGUUUUUUAAACUGCUCAUUAUCUGCUUAAUGUGCAGAUGCCACCCUUAGCUGCAGAGUGCUUGGACCACUCCGUUCAGGAGAGUUGAUGGAGGCCUUUGGGGUUCUUGUUCCUCUUAUUACCCAUCUUGUGCCUUCAGACUCCCUCUUCUGAUUCAACCAUGAGUCUCCUGUUCUCCCUUCCUUCCUAGAGUGUUUUCUCAUGAAAUACUGCUGUACAGAACCCAGUAUCUGCUCUGUCGCAAGAUGAGCCACAAAAAGGCAAAUUAUAUUCCCAUUUACUGGCUAAUUUGCUUUUUGUGGCUUGGUUGAGACAGCACAAACUCCUCCCAUUGUUAGACUUGUUAAGCCCAAGCUUCAACAUGAGACUUGCCUUGUAGGCAAUAUAGAUACCCAAGUGCAAAGCCUUGAUGUAGACAUGCUGCACCAGCAUAAAAUGGAGCAUGUACCAGUGUAACUUAUUCUGCAUCAGUGUAGCUACACUGGUACAACUUUUCCUAAUCUAGAUGGGCUCUUAAGAGGGUAGAGCAGGCUAACAGAUUAUUUUACAGAUCAGAAGGAAUCAAACUGGAGAAGCAGAAGAGGGAACCCUAGAAAGCAGAAAAAUCCUGGCUUGUGAUUGGUCGCCAUCUACCUAUCAGCGAAUUAGGAGGUGGAACCUCAUGUCUACAGUAUCUUGUCUGAGCCGCAGAAAACAAAUUAGCCACUUCAGCAGUUAAUACAGACACUGCAAAUACAACAACAGAAGCCACAGCCUUCACUACUUCAAGCGCUGGAUGCUGGUCUUGUCGUUCAGUUACAGGCCCUCACAGCACAACUUACAGCUGCAGCUGCUGCUGCCAACACACUUAAUCCACUGGAACAGAAUGUCUCUUUUAACAAGCUGAUGGACAGGUUUGAUUUUGGGGAAGAGCCUGACCUCAGUGAAGAGCCUAAAAAAGAAACUCCCAAUUCCCAACUGCCUCUAGUAUCAGAGUCUGUGAACAACUCACUUUUUCAUCAGCUAGCUGAACAACUACAACAACAAAAUUUAGAACAUCUCCGACAGCAGCUCCUGGAGCAACAGCAGCCUCAAAAGGCAAGCCCUGAGGAAAAUCAAGAGGGAAAUUUUGGAUCAGAGCACUCUGCAUCACCAUCACAAGGGAGUAGCCAACAGCAGUUUUUAGAAGUGGAAACAAACCUAGAUGAUUCAAUGGAUAUUCAACAACAGGACAUGGAUAUAGAUGAAGGGCAAGAUGUAGUUGAGGAAGAGAUCUUUGAACAAGAAGAAAAGAAAUCAGCUGUUCGUUCAAGAUCAAGAACACACUCAAGAUCUCGUUCAAGGUUUCAUAAUAACUUAUUACUCAAGUCACCAAGAAAACGGAGGUCUAGGUCACGGUCUGGUUCCCGUAAACGUAAACACAGAAAACGUUCACGCUCAAGAUCAAGAGAAAGGAAGCGAAAGUCAUCUCGGUCAUACUCCAGUGAAAGAAGAGCUAGGGAAAGGGAAAAAGAACGCCAAAAAAAGGGAUUGCCUCCUAUCCGGUCUAAAACACUAAGUGUCUGCAGUACUACUCUUUGGGUUGGUCAAGUAGACAAGAAGGCCACACAGCAAGAUUUAACUAAUUUGUUCGAAGAAUUUGGACAAAUAGAAUCUAUUAACAUGAUUCCUCCAAGAGGUUGUGCAUAUGUCUGCAUGGUUCACAGACAAGAUGCAUAUCGUGCUCUUCAGAAACUUAGUUCUGGAUCCUACAAAAUUGGAUCUAAAAUUAUUAAGAUUGCUUGGGCUUUAAAUAAAGGUGUGAAAACAGAGUACAAGCAAUUUUGGGAUGUGGAUCUUGGAGUUUCAUAUAUACCUUGGGAAAAAGUAAAAUUGGAUGAUUUGGAUGGCUUUGCUGAAGGAGGCAUGAUCGACCAGGAGACUGUAAAUACAGAAUGGGAAACUGUGAGGAGCUCAGAGGCUGUUAAAGAAAAUAUCCAAACUACUCAGAGUACAACUGUCGAUAAGAAUACAGCUGUUACAACACAGACGGAAGCUUAUACUCAAUCUGUAACUAUGCUACAGAAAGCAGACAUACUUGAGCAACACUCUUCCUGUUUUGAGAUUCCGGUAGCUCCAGCUGUGCCUGCUGUUAGUUUAGUUCCACCAUCAUUUCCUGUCACAAUGUCUGUCCCACCUCCUGGGUAUAGUUCAAUUCCACCACCUCCCUUCUUGCGGGCAAGUUUCAACCCUUCACAACCACCUCCUGGUUUUAUGCCUCCCCCGGUUCCACCAGUCCCACCGCCUGUUGUUCCACCACCUGUUGUUCCACAAGUAGUCCCAACAUCUCUAGUGCAGCCUCCUCUAUCCAUUACUCAAGAGACAAUGAAAGAUGUUCCUUUUGGUAGCCUUGUUUUACCAGUUGGCACUGUUUCUAGCAGUCUAGCCACUCCAACAUUAUCAGCGGGAAGUGUUUUUAACCCUCUUCCAAGCAACAAACCAGAGUCAGAAGAAAAAGGAUCACAUCUUACAGACGUUCAGAUUUCUUCCAGUGAAAACAACAGAUCUGGUAAGAAAUUUCAAAAUGAUGUCUCAAGCAGCUCCGGACUUGCGGGUGGAGUGCAGCCACCCGGUGUCUCAAGCAGCUCCGGACGUGCAGGAGGAGUGCAGCCACCCGGUGUCUCAAGCAGCUCCACACUUGCGGGAGGAAUGCAGCCACCCAGUGUCUCAAGCAGCUCCGCACUUGUGGGAGGAGUGCACCCACCCGGUGUCUCAAGCAGCUCUGCACUUGCGGGAGGAGUGCAGCCACCUGGUGUCUCAAGCAGCUCUGGACUUUUGGUGGGAGUGCCGCCACCGAAUGUCUCAAGCAGCUGCGGACUUUUGGCGGGAGUGCCGCCACCGAAUGUCUCAAGCAGCUCUGGACUUAUGGCGGGAGUGCCGCCACCGAACGUCUCAAGCAGCUCUGGACUUAUGGCGGGAGUGCCGCCACCGAACGUCUCAAGCAGCUCUGGACUUUUGGCGGGAGUGCCGCCACCAAACGUCUCAAGCAGCUCUGGACUUUUGGCGGGAGUGCCACCACCCAAUGUCUCAAGCAGCUCUGGGCUUCUAAUAGUGCCACCACCCAAUGUCUCAAGUAGUUCUGGACUUCUGGGGAUGCAGCAUCCAGCAGGGAUUCAAAACAUACCCCAUUUAAAUAUUAGUAGUCAAAGGAUGCCCGGAAUGCCUCUCUUAGAUCUCCGUCCAGGACUAAUACCCCAGUCACCUGGACCAAGAUUUCCAUUAAUACAGCCUGGAAUGCCACCACAGCGUAAUAUCCCUCCUCCAACAAUCCUUGACCCAUCCCUUCAUCCACCACCUAGAGGUCCUUUUCCUCCUCCAGGAGAUCUUUUUAACCAAACAGAGAGACAUUUUGGAACACCUGGAAGACAAAAUGUUGAUAGCAUUUCUAAUCCAGAAAAAAGGUUACCACUUGGCGGUGAUAGCAUUCAACAAGAAGGAGACCGAGACUAUCGCUUUCCACCAGUGGAAAACAGAGAGACUCUUAAUAGACCAUCUCCAGUCGAUGUCAGGGAUUCUAUUGGACGGCCACCAGUAGAUCCAAGAGAGGGUCUUGGAAGACCUCCAAUAGAUGGAAGAGAACAUUUUGCAAGACCACAUAUAGAUAUGAGAGAGAAUUUUGGAAGACCAGGUGUGGAUAAUAUUGGUCGAAGAGAGCAUUUUGGUUUCAAUUCAGAAAAGCACUGGGGACAGAGAGGAGAUUAUGAUGAAAGAGAACACAAUGUUUUCCCUAUCUAUGGUGGUCCUAAAAGCUUCCAUGAAGAUAGAGAGAGAUUUCGGCAUGUAAAUUACAGAUUUGAUACUAGAAGUGGUCCCAACUGGAACAGGGGAUUUGAACAAGAUGCUCACAGAGAUUUUGAUGACCGUAGAAGACCCUGGGAAAGACAGAGGGAUAGGGAUGACAGAGAUUUUAAUUUUUGCAGAGAAAUAAAUGGAAACAGGUUUGGAAGAGACAGAAUGCAGAACAACUGGAUCCCUCCUCCACAUCCAAGGGUUUUUGAAUAUUUUGAAGGGGCCACUUCACAGCGCAAAGCUGAUAAUAUACCCCAGGUAAAUGGUGAAAAUACAGAGACAGAAAGUCAGCCACCAAAUGUGCAAGUGCAGAAUGAUCCAGAACUUUAUGAAAAACUAGCAUCUUCAAGUGAGAUAAACAAAGAGAAGAGUGACACAGAAGCUGAUAUAGAAAGUGAACCAGUGGUAGAAAGCACAGAAACUGAGGGGACAUAAUCAUCACUCAGUAGGUAAAAGAUACCUUUUGUAAAGUUGUCAUCUCUCUGUAAUAGAUAAAUGGCUGACUGGACCUUAGCAGUUCACUUUUGUCUGCCAGAAUUAAGUUAAUCUGAUGUUGAUGUUCAUCUUUCACUUAAAUAACUGUACAACUGACUUGUAUAGAACACUGUUCUUAAUUUGAACAUGGUAGGUAAACAUUUUUUAUUUCUCUGAUAAAACACAGACUUGCCCCCAGUUGCUUUUAAUGUCACAAUGAUAAAUAACAGCUUGUCAAACAGAGACUUCCUAUGGAAGAAAAUGGAAUUUUUUUAGAUACUACCAUUAGGUUGGCUGUGGAAAUUGUUAUACUUGAAAGCAGGUGCUGGUGUAUCUUGUCCAUGUUUUUAGGCUGCUGCAGAAUUUUAAACAUAGACAAAGCUGUGAUAUUUUAUGUUCCUGAAAUUUGGCGCACACACACACCCAAAAAAAAAAAGAAAGAGAGAAAAAGAAAUAGCCCUGGUCAUUUAAGGAGCAUAAUACAGAGAUUAAAA
Chrysemys picta bellii (western painted turtle) is the source of this 7712-nucleotide messenger RNA. Lineage: Eukaryota; Metazoa; Chordata; Testudines; Emydidae. The record is from RefSeq and is a predicted model, not a curated record.